Messenger RNA from Frankliniella occidentalis (western flower thrips), 4422 nucleotides. RefSeq names its product WW domain-binding protein 11. The transcript has 6 exons. The coding region runs from base 3504 to 4235 and encodes 243 amino acids. The record is from RefSeq and is a predicted model, not a curated record. Lineage: Eukaryota; Metazoa; Arthropoda; Insecta; Thysanoptera; Thripidae.
UUAAUAUUUUGUUACUUUUCUAAUUAUUAUGAAUUUUUGUUCAGUGGCUUAACAGGCUACAUGACUUAAGCAUAACUAAGAUGCUGACAGUUUCUAUGUAAUUUUCAAGGUCGUCCACUUUGAAACUUAAGCAUAAAACCUUCUUGAUCUUCGUGAAACCUAACCAAAGCCUAGAAGUCAUGAUUUAUAUGUUACAUUUUUCUCAGAGAGCGAGGUCCAGGGCCCGUGGGGAAUAUAUUACCAUCAAAGGAAACGCUUAAACGUAUCCAUAUAAAAUGUGGCGAUGUAUCUUUGCCUGGACGAAGACUUGAAGGCCCGCCGCCACCACCGCAAGAUUUUUUUAUUUCGAGAGAAGCCGGUAAGCCAACAGUGACUCCAGAUGAAGAACUCUCGAGGGUCUGUUAGUAUUAAAAAGAUAGAAGUUACAGCAAUGACAGUUACUAACUAUUUCAAUUAAAUUUAAAGCCUGGGAUACUUAAAUUAUCAUAACUAUUUUAACUCUUUUUCUUUGAGUUGGCUAUACAACAUCUCAAUCCUCAAUUAAGUGCCAAAUUUAAGUUUUAAUUUAACUGUCAAUUUAAAUGUUGUUUUGAUAGAAGCAAUCAAAUAUCUUUGUUGAAAUCUAUAUUCUGAAGAAAACAUCAAUUCAAACCUCUGCACCUCAUCAUCAGCAGCAGUACUCCACGAAGAGCCGCCACACAGCAUCAGGAUCCAGCCUCUUCUUCAUGCGCUUAAAGCUUUGAUCUGAAUUUUCUAUCUCAGUACCAUUUCAUAAGUUUUCAAAAAAUGUAUUUCUUAACUUCAUUUUUUUAUAAAAUAUUUAUCUAGUAUUAUCAGCAAAUUUUUAAUCUAAUUUAAAUUUUGUUCUUUUUGAAAUCUACUAAUAAUACUUCAAGUUGCGGAUUUAUUAUUUUAUGUCAGUUUCGUCAAAAAUUCAUCCGUAUUUUGCUUUUAAAAAUACAAUUAAACACUUGUUUGUCUAUUAUAGAUUGCAACAGUCUCCUGGUCAAAGCUUUGCGCCUCUGAAAUCAUCAAAGGAAUAAUGGGGUAAGCUGGCAGUGCAUGAUUUAAUUCCCAUUUUUUACAGCAGCUCGCAGCUAGUGGCUUAUGUGGAGUCAAAAUUCAGCUUUUUUAUAUAGCUGCAUUAUAGUGAGGCUGAUCAGUUUUCCUCACUAGAGCACGUGCUCACAGAGCUGCUACAGCACUGGUAACACUUUUAACUCUAUCAUGAAUGCUAUGCGUCUUCAACGUUUAGCAAACUUUGCUUUAGAAGUAAAAAUCUCAAAACCUUAAGAAAAAAAAUGUUUUAAACUUGAUAGAGACAUGUAUUAUCAAAGUGCCUCUAAACUUUUAAAAAUAUAUUCACUUCUUCCUUGCCUUUUAAAGUGGCAUGUUACUAUACAUUUUCAAAAUCAGUAUUGGAGUCUAUACGACUAUUGUGAUGCCUAGAAUGGCCAGAUGCCCAAAAUGAAGAGAGAAGAAAUGCAGAAAUGAUCAAGAGAUCCUGCUGAAGAAUGUCCUGUAAGGGGGGAAAAAGUUAAACCAAAAGACAACCUCUUCUAAAUUUCUUCUUUUCAAAGAUUGAUUAAAAUAUUUAGCUUCAGUUUAAAUGUCCUCUGAAGAAGGCAAACUUUUUCAGAUUAGUGUACUAUUGCACUGUUUCACUUCAUUCAAAACUAGUUCUGGUAUAUUUCGUUAAUAAUUCAGUAAUUGAUGCACAUUACAUAUUACCGAAACACUAAAAAUAUGAGAAGAAAGAAGAAACUAUCAUCACUGCAACUCUAAAUAUUAGAUCCUCACAGAUUUCUGUAAAGUCAAAAAACUAUCAACCAUGUACAGCGCUAGAAAUGGAGCAAUAGUGAAAUUUGGGUGAAAUCACAACAAUAUCGUUUUGAUUUUGCAUGGUGAUUUUUUUGCUCACUUUUCAGCGGUGUCUUCUUCAGAGUAGGCUGUUACGGGCUUGUGUAGUUUUUGCUCCCAGAUGAGAAGCCCGCACAAGCUCACAAGGAUUUUAAUAUCUAAAAUUUGCAUAUUAUUUCCAAUCAGAUUUGUUUUUUUCUUUGACAGAUCUUACCAAAGGAAACUAUAUUCCUUCGAUCUGUCAAAGCAUGAAUUGCAAUUUAAUUGGAAAUAAUGUGCAAAUUUUAGACUGUAAAGUCCUUGCGGGCUCGUGGAACCUUCUUACCUGGGAGCAAAAACUGUACAAGCCCAACAACAUACCCUUUUGGAGGCACUGCUUUAUAGUCGCUAGCAACACCAAAAGCGACACAAAGUUGACAUGCAAUAUGCAAAUGCCAUUGCCGUUUCUGGCGCUGUACUUUCUUUUAUUAUGUUUUAAUAGUUGAUAGUAGUCGGAUAUAUAUUCUCAACAAACUUGAUCACUCAUUAAUUUACAAAGAAUCAGUUCGUAGUAGGAUAUUACCUAUUUUAAUUAAAUGCUCAGUGUUGCCUUUUGAGAAAAUACUAUGCUCAUCUAGAAGAUCUUCAAAAUUGGCCUACACUUGUAAUAUACUAAAAAUUACCAUGUCCUCUGUUACUUUAAAUAUUGAUCAUGUGGUUGCACACCUAGCACUUUUAUUUGCCAUAUUUUUCUAAUUAGCUUUAUGUCGUUUGCCAGUUUCGUAUGGAAGUGCAUACUGGCUGUAAGAUUAUUAGUGGCCAUUGAAGCAGUGCAUGGACAAACCUAACCAGCUACAAUCUAAAAUCUAGCUGAUCAUGAUUAUAUGAAAUUUUGUGGUUGAUAACUAUACAUUCAUUACAAAAGCAUGGAUUUUCUUUGACAUCUAAUUUGUGUAACAUCAUCAUUGAAAGGUAGUAUAUCAAUCUAUAACAAGAACCUGCCCAUGUUAGAUUGACUUCACUGCACAUUUCUUCACAUUGAAAAAAAAUAUUUCUGAAAUUAGUGUGAAGUAGAAAUACAGGGUGAUACUCAGUAACCCAAUUUAAUAUUUUUCCAACUAGGAAUGAUUUUUAGAACUCUCCACUGGACUUGCGAUUAAUUUGAUUUAAAUUUCAAGUAUGGUUUCGCUUGGUAGUUAAGUACAAUUUUAUUAGUACAUCUUAUUUUCCUUGACAUUCUAGAAAAGCAAGUCUGGUACAGCAAUUUUAACCGAGCCACAUCUAAUUCCUUCAGUCAAGUACCGGGUUACCAUUUUCACCAUGUUUUAAUGGUUUACUUUUAUCAAAUUAAUAAUUGAUCAACUCACUGGUUCUGCAAAGUUUUAAUUUUAUUCCCUGAAUUUAUUAGUAUAAUUAUUUAAUUCCUAUUGCUGUGAUUACAUUGAAAGUUGUUUUGAAAGUGAGUUAGAUUGUGUUUGGGUGUCAUACCUUGCUCAUUGAAACUUAUAAUUAGUAUUCACACACUCUUGAGCCACACACACCUGAUGAGCCAUUUGAACCUUAUUCUCAGCAUUAUUUGAGAUGUAUCAACUACCUUUCUUUGAUGAUGACAUAUACACAGCAAAAGGCUUUUUUAUUUUAAUUUAUUUUUAUAAACUGUGUAGAUGGUCUUGGACAAGAAUUUUGACUUUUUGCAUACAUUUAUUUGUGAGGGCAGGAGACCCAUUUUUGAUUUUCUCUUGCAUAGAAGGGUUGUUGAAGUUGUUCAGGCUACUACUUCAGAUCCUAUCUCAAAACCAGCAAAGCGGGAUUCAUCUCUGGAUAGAACACGUCUUGACAACAGUGCGCCAGGCCAUAAAACUGAAGAUAGGAGGCGACACGACGAUGGCAGGAGGAGGCAUGACGAUGACAGGAGGGGGUAUGACGAUGAAAGGAGGGGGUAUGACGAUAGAAGACGACAUGAUGGAGGUAGACGGAGAUAUGAUGAUGACGAUGGCAGAAGAAGAGGAGAAGAUGAGAGAAGGCAUGACUCAAGAAAGAAGGAGGAAAGCAGAGGUGCCUCAGCCUCAAGGAGAGAUGAAACCGAUAAAGACAAAGAAAUAGAUAAAAAGAAAAGGAAAGUGGACGAAGAGGAAGAGAACAAUGUUGAGAGGAGAGGUAGAUCAAUGGAUCAUACCCAAAAUCAUAGUCCAAGGUUACCACCAUUUGGGCCCUCGCCCCGCCCAGCCUAUCCUCCGGGACCCAUGCGGCCCCCAUUGUAUCCCCCAAUGUACCCUCCGCCGUACCACCAUCCACCAAUGUAUUUUGGGGGAUUCGGACCUCCCCCUUUUGGGCCGCAACGGCCUCCCCGGCCCCACAUUCAAUAUAACCAAAGCAGGCCAUCACAUACAAAAUAGUUACUUUGGGAUUUAAUUUUAAGUGUUGUUUUCUUCCUUUAAGUUUAUUGAUACAGUAUUCCAGUCACGUGUCACCUGUAUAUUUGUAAUUUUACAUAAAUUUUUAUGUUUCUUAACUUUUUUAAAAUAGCUACGUAAUUCUUGGCAACUUCCUUUUAAGCAAUUAAAGGUUGAUGUGCGAGACAAA